Sceloporus undulatus (fence lizard) is the source of this 3137-nucleotide messenger RNA. It is a transcript of the gene HS3ST5, whose product is annotated as heparan sulfate-glucosamine 3-sulfotransferase 5. The record is from RefSeq and is a predicted model, not a curated record. NCBI's taxonomy places the organism in Eukaryota, Metazoa, Chordata, Lepidosauria, Squamata, Phrynosomatidae. Bases 1111 to 2148 code for a protein of 345 amino acids. Gene Ontology annotation, molecular function: [heparan sulfate]-glucosamine 3-sulfotransferase activity. The transcript is spliced from 6 exons.
CGUGCCACCAGCUCUGCUGCAGCAGAGAGAAGGGGGCGAGGGGGCCCAGCCAGGAGUGUGGGGGGGUGCCUCUGGGGUCUCGCUGCCUGGGCAGCCACCAGCCCCACAACAUGCGGGCUCCUGCUGCCUCAGGAAAGCGGGAGGCGUGCCCCUCGCCCUCCUCCUGCUGGACCUCGGGAGAGUUCGGGGGCUGUGGCUGGGAGUGAGCAGGGCAAGGCAGGCGCCUGGGCUGCUGCUCCAGCUCCCGGACUGGAAAGGAGGGAAGGCAGGCGGCGAAGGGUGGCACUGCUUCGGCGGCUGCUUCGGCUGGGCUUGCGCGGCGGGGGCGAGCCUGGCUCUGCGGGGAUGCGGCGCCCGUGCCUGGCUUCAGGACUGCCUUUGGCUCUCCCUCUCUGAGGGGCUGGCUCUCCCUUGCUCCCCUUUUCCUCUCCUUCCUUCGGAGCCCUCUUCCUGGACAAGGAUGCCGUCCUCCUCCCAGCGAUAAAAGAGCAGCAGCACCUCAAGAAAGGAAGCAGCAAAGGCAGCCUUGGUCCCCGUCUCUCUCUCUCUCUCUGACCGACUGCUUCCCCACCAGCCGCCUUUCCUCCCUCAGCAGGACUUUCUUUCUUUUUGGGGGGUCCCCUUCCUCCUCCCAGCUGCUGGAACUGCACCACAAAACGGCAACCCUUAACAAAUGGGAACACAUUUAAGAAGAAAUGUCUAUUCAUUCCUUUUGCAUCUGGAGCAUUUUUACCAUAUCACUGAUGUCUUUUAUAAACUCUGAAAGCUUUUGAGCAUUGAAGACUAUCAGACAUAUUCUUCUUUGAAUGUCCUUGGUCUAAAGCAGAUGUACCAGAUCUUCUGGAUGAGCAUAAGAAUAAAAAGCCUGUCUCAUCUUGUCCAUUCUUGAAUCUGUUUUGGUGUGGUGGCCAUCAUCAACCCAAAUCAGCACAUGGGGAGACAGAAGAUCUGUGACUGAAUGGAGGAAAUGGAAAUGGGGUUUUCAAAACCAAAGGUACACUAUGAACUUUCCCCAAAAAAUGAAAAGUAGUUUUGAGGAGGAGGAGUUGGAGCAGGGAAAACAGCUGUAAAGAAAAAGACUGAAGAAGUCCUGAAGAUUGAUGGAGGGCCAUGCUAUUCAAACAGCAGGUGUUGCUGAGACAGAAGCUCCUUGUGUUAGGCAGCCUUGCUGUUGGAAGUCUCCUAUAUCUAGUUGCCAGAGUUGGGAGCUUGGAUAGACUGCAACCCAUUUGCCCAAUUGAUGGUCGAUUUGGACUCCGUGGCCAAGAUGAAAUUCCACUGCGAGCUCUACAGUUUAAGCGUGGAUUGUUACACGAGUUCCGGAAGGGCAAUGCCAGCAAGGAGCAAAUCCGACUUCACAGUUUGGUCCAGCAGAUCCCCAAGGCCAUUAUAAUUGGAGUGAGGAAAGGAGGAACCCGGGCACUACUUGAAAUGUUAAAUCUCCACCCAGCAGUGGUCAAAGCUUCUCAAGAAAUCCACUUCUUUGAUAAUGAUGAGAACUAUGCCAAGGGCAUCGAGUGGUACAGGAAAAAAAUGCCAUUUUCUUAUCCCCAUCAAAUAACUAUUGAGAAAAGUCCUGCAUACUUUAUCACCGAGGAAGUACCUGAAAGGAUUUAUAAAAUGAACUCAUCCAUCAAAUUACUGAUCAUUGUCAGGGAACCUACAACAAGAGCUAUUUCUGACUACACUCAGGUCCUGGAGGGAAAAGAAAGGAAGAAUAAAACCUACUACAAAUUUGAGAAGCUGUCCAUUGACCCUAAUACAUGUGAAGUGAACACUAAAUACAAGGCAGUAAGAACCAGCAUCUACACAAAACACCUGGAGAGGUGGCUAAAGUACUUUCCCAUUGAGCAGUUUCACAUUGUUGAUGGUGACCGUCUCAUUAUGGAACCACUGCCAGAACUCCAGCUGGUAGAGAAGUUCUUAAAUCUUCCUCCAAGGAUAAGUCAAUAUAAUUUAUAUUUCAAUGCCACCAGAGGGUUUUACUGCUUGCGAUUUAACAUUGUUUUUAACAAGUGCCUGGCAGGAAGCAAGGGACGCAUCCAUCCAGAGGUUGACUCCUCUGUCAUUACCAAAUUGCGCAAGUUUUUUCACCCUUUUAAUCAGAAAUUUUACCAGAUUACAGGGAGGACAUUUAACUGGCCCUAAAGUAAAUUUCAUACAACACUAUGUGUUGCACCCAGAGAUAUGCAACUAUGUCUCUAUUAGAGUUUUAAAAUAUGCACUUUUCGUAUACACAGUUAUCAAAAGUAACCCUUUUUUUUCAUGCAUACGUGUACAUAUGCAGUGUGUGACCAAAUAUAAGGUGGGAUCAAUUUUUUUCUGCAAAGCAGUGAGUAACAUUAAAAAAUUACUCUCUGCAUAACUGCACCAUUUUAUGCUGAACAAUUAAAUGGGAAGAAGUCAUUUAAAGAAAUUAACUCAGCUAUUCAAUUCAAAGGGUCAGUACUCUAGUUGCUCUGCAAAAUUUAAUACCAAGCAAAUCUAGAGGGGAGGUGGGAUAUAACUUUAGAAGUCAUGGCAACUUUUGGUUUAGGAAGGGCUGCAGUAGGCUAAAAUGUGGCUAAAAGAAUAUUGACCCUUUAAAGGUGUAAAUUUGGGCUUCAGACUUAUAUUGGUUUAACAAUAGGAAACCUAGGACUUGUAGUUCUAUGACUGGAUGGGCAAGUGAGGGCCAGGCACUCUAAUUCUCACCUGAUAAAGUCUCUGUGGGGUUUUUGGUGGAGGAGAACAUGCACAUGAAACUAGAAAGAAAAGAAAAAACCAAUAUAAGUUUGCAGUGUAAAGAUAUGCCCUGUGUGAUGCUGAGUUUUUUCUUAUUGUUUGAAAAGAAAUUCUCUCAUGCAAUCAACAUUGUUUCAAAUUUCCUGUGGUGAGUUUGCACUAUUUUGUUAAUUAUUAUUAUUGUUAUUCUUAUUGUAUGGGUCAUCUUGGCACUUGUAGCAUGUCAAUCAUGUGUCAAAAAAGAAGUCUCUUUUUCCCCUUCUAUGCUUGUAUGUUGACAAAGAGAAACCUGCUGUACAUAAUGUAUAUUGUUUGUAAAUAUUGGUUUCACACUAAGUAAUUCUAUUUUGUAAACUGAAUAUGGCUAUUUAAUUUAUUGUGAAAAUUAAAUUUAUUGUGGUAUUUAAAAAUGG